AGAAACUAUAACGCGCGACGAAACGGGAAGGUUUGUGGAGUACGAGAGGCUUGGAGACAUGACUGAGGUACCGCCGGAACUGUGUGAUGAUAGUAUACCACAUUAUUAUCUGCCUCACCAUUCAAUUAUAAAUGGAGAAAGCACUACUACACCAGUACGAGUUUUUUUGAUGGCUCAGCAACAACAACUACAGGCAUCUCACUUAACGAAGCACAGCAUAUCGGGAUUCCCGUCCAAGACGAACUUUUUUCUAUUUCGGUACGGUUUCGAAUCCAUCGGUACGUGAUAUCUGGCGACGUAGCUAAGAUGUUCAGAGGGUAUAAAAUAAUAAAGGAGCAAAGAGCAAUGCAGAGAAUUUUAUGGCGCACUGAUAGGAACUCACCGGUAAAGAUAUACGAAUUAAAUACGAUUACGUAUGGAACAGCAUCAGCACCAUUUUUGGCAACAAGAUGCCUGCACGAACUCGGAUUACAAAAUAAGGAAAGAUAUCCAGAAGCGAGCAAAGGAAUUUUGCACGAUUUUUACGUUGACGAUCUGCUAUCAGGCGCUCAGACAUUUGAAGCAGCCUGUCAAUUAAAGGCUGAAUGGACGUCAAUAUUAGAUUCCGCGGGUUUGGAAUUAAGAAAAUGGGCAUCGAACGAUCUGCGAAUUAUUCAAGACGGCAAUCAAAAGGAGCACGAGGACGUACCUAUUCAUGGAGAAAAAGAUCCAAAAACGUUAGGAUUAGUGUGAAACCCGAAAAAUGAUACGUUAAAAUACCGCGUGAAAGUGACCGAAUCACGAAAGAUAACUAAAAGAACGAUUCUUUCGAUUAUCGCGCAAAUUUUCGACCCACUCGGACUUGUAGGCCCGGCUCUUAUUCAAGCCAAAAUAAUGAUGCAAAAAUUAUGAUCGUUAAAAUUAGAUUGGGAUGAAUCAGUCCCUCAAAAUGGACACACAAGUUGGAAUGAAAUCUAUCAAGAUAUACUGAAUAUCGAUGAAAUAGUGAUACCGAGGCACGUAUCAUCGGCAGAGUUUAGUAAACUCGAAUUUCACGGAUUUUGCGAUG
This is a messenger RNA of Cephus cinctus (wheat stem sawfly), 1048 nucleotides long. RefSeq lists its product as uncharacterized. NCBI's taxonomy places the organism in Eukaryota, Metazoa, Arthropoda, Insecta, Hymenoptera, Cephidae. The coding region runs from base 307 to 732 and encodes 141 amino acids. The transcript is spliced from 2 exons. The record is from RefSeq and is a predicted model, not a curated record.